Lotus japonicus is the source of this 1641-nucleotide messenger RNA. RefSeq names its product U-box domain-containing protein 52-like. The transcript has 4 exons. Bases 106 to 1056 code for a protein of 316 amino acids. The record is from RefSeq and is a predicted model, not a curated record. Lineage: Eukaryota; Viridiplantae; Streptophyta; Magnoliopsida; Fabales; Fabaceae.
CAACGAGCUCUUCAUAUAAUUCCAAUUUAGAACCAACCAAUUCAUUCUCUUUCUACUCCUUCUUUGUACUUAGUAAAGUCAGGGGAGAGACAAAGAGGCACAGAUAUGGAACAUAAGGAUCACACCCCAACAGUGGCAAAGGAUUACUAUUCUAGAUCAAUAUGGUGGUCACAAACUGCGCCUGCUGUUGGGGAUCACAAGAGCAGUGACAGAAAUAAAGUUAAUGGUAUUUAUUUUGCUGAUGGGAAAGAUUGGUAUAAUAACUCCCAAGAAAUAGUGACUCCUGAAAUUUCUGAUACAUUUGGAGAACUCAAAGAUUUAACUAGUACAAGAAACAUAGUUGAUGAAUUGGAGAAUGGCAGUGAUGAAAUCGGUGAGUAUAGCCGCUAUACGAGUAGAAUGUUGUCGACAGAAAUUGUGGAAAUAGUUGAGGAUGGCAGGAGCAUAACAGAAAACAAAGAUAGAAAAGUUGAUGAUCUUUAUGUGGCUGUUGGCAAAGAUGACUUGGAUGUUGUGAAAUGGGCUCUUGAUCAUGCUGUUUCUCCUGGUUCCCGGAUUUUUCUUGUCCAUGUCUCUCCUCCAAUCACAUUGAUUCCUACGCCAGUUGGAAUGUUUGAAAGAAGCCAAUUGGCCCCAAACCAAGUGAGACUUUACAUCAAUGAAGUGCACAACAAGAGGAAGGAUCUUUUGCAGAAGUACAUCCAAAUGAGUACUGAAGCCAAGGUUGCUGCAGAAACAUUGCUUCUGGAGAGCAAUGACACAGGAAAAGCCAUUCUAGAUCUUAUCUCUAUUCUUAACAUCACCAACCUUGUGAUCGGAAUAAAAAAGCUACCCUAUUCACGGCGCAAUAAUAAAUUGAGCAAAGGAGAGGUGGUAAAGAAAAAUGCACCCCAGUUCUGUGAUGUUACAUUGAUUUAUAAUGGCAAAGUUUUGGUGUCUGACCCUUACGAGGAUGAAUUGGCAUCCCAUGACCCUGCAUCAGAAACCAACUCCUCUCGGUGCAAGUGUUUUUCAGGGAAGCUACGUAGGUACUUGUGUUAUGUCGAGGAGGCAUAGAUUUCAGCCACACGUGAAUGAAGUUCCAUCAUCUGCUAAUUAACUAGUAUUAUAUUCUGUACCUUAUAAUUAUAUUUGCACACAGCAAUUCAAAUUUUUAUGGCCUCUGAGUUUGAAAAAGAUCUACUGAAGAGGAAUGAAGUAGGGAGAUUGAAAAUAAGGAGUGCAAACUGCAAACCCAGUGCUAACUAGUAACAAUUUUUUUAAAAAAAAAAGAAGUGAAGUGGGAAAACUGAAGUUAAUUACCAUCAUCAUUUCAGCAUUUCUGAACUGUAUUUCUGUUAUCCCAUAUUUUCCAUGGAAAUUGCACAUGUUAGUUCCUCGAAUGAUAGCUCAAGUGCUAAGAGCUAGGGGACAUGUAGGUUGGGUUAGGACCGUUCUGAUGUACAAAAAAAUAAAUUUCAAGGGACUCAUAGUAACCAUUGAUUCCAAUUAGUUAGUCAAAUGUUUGAGGAAAAGACUAUGUUUCAUGAACUGAAAACAAAAUAACCCAUUUUUGAAGGGAGAUAAGGGAAAUUUGUAUUUUAAAUUGCCAUAUUCGGAUGUAUUGUUGUUACAAAAUAACCCUAUCUCCUAUUCAUGGUG